UCCCACAAUGCACCGCGGCCCUGAAAACAACACUUCGCCAUUUCGGGCUCCGGGGGGCUGAGCCGUGGAGCUGCUGCGAGCGAACGAGCGAAUUAAGUCGACCCCGACCAGGCGCCACUGUGGCACUUUCUUGGUCGUUAACGCCUUUCGCUUGCGAACGAGCUCCGAUGCUUGUUAUUUUGCUGGCCCGAAUGAUCUUUUCCAGCGUGGGCCCGGGCUGAACUGUCGUCUGCUUGUCGGAUUUUCCUGCUAGCAAGCUAGCCGAGUGUAAACAAGGAUGAAGAGGAUAAAAGGCGCCAAGGAGGAGGGCAACAGCUCCCCCGGUAAGAGCCCGCCCGAGGCCCGCAAGAAAGUUCGGAAGCAGUCGAGCCCGGCGUCGGAGGCCGGCGACUCGCGGGACUCCGGCUGGGCUCGGCUGCCGCAAGAGCUGCUGCUGCACGUCUUCCAGUACCUCCCGCUGCUGGAUCGGGCCUUCGCCUCGCAGGUGUGCCGCGGGUGGAACCAGGCGUUCCACAUGCCCGAGCUGUGGCGCUGCUUCGAGUUUGAGCUCAACCAGCCCGCCAGCUCUUACCUGAAAGCCACGCACCCGGACCUGAUCAAACAGAUCAUCAAGAGGCAUUCCAACCACUUGCAGUAUGUCAGCUUCAAGGUGGACAGCAGCACCGAGUCCGCAGAGGCGGCCUGUGACAUUCUUUCGCAGUUGGUAAACUGCUCCCUGAAGACUUUAGGGCUCAUCUCAACAGCCAGACCCAGUUUCAUGGAGGUCCCCAAGUCUCACUUCAUCUCGGCGCUGACGGUGGUGUUCGUCAACUCCAAGUCGCUGUCGUCGCUGAAGAUCGACGACACGCCGGUGGACGAUCCCUCGCUGAAGGUGCUGGUGGCCAACAACAGCGACACGCUCAAGCUGCUCAAGAUGAGCAGCUGCCCUCACGUCUCGCCGGCAGGGAUCCUGUGCGUGGCGGACCAGUGCCACGGCCUGCGGGAGCUGGCGUUGAACUACCACCUCCUGAGCGACGAGCUCCUGCUGGCGCUGUCGUCGGAGAAGCACGUGCACCUGGAGCACCUGCGCAUCGACGUGGUGAGCGAGAACCCGGGCCAGCACUUCCACAGCAUCAAGAAGAGCAGCUGGGACGCCAUGGUGCGCCACUCGCCCAAGUUCAACCUCGUCAUGUACUUCUUCCUGUACGAGGACGAGUUCGGGCCCUUCUUCAACGACGAGAUCCCCGUCACGCACCUCUACUUCGGCCGCUCCGUCAGCAAGGAGGUGCUGGGCCGCGUGGGCCUGCACUGCCCGCGCCUGGUGGAGCUGGUGGUGUGCGCCAACGGCCUGCGUCCGCUGGACGAGGAGCUGAUCCGCAUCGCCAAGCGCUGCACGCAGCUGUCGGCCAUCGGCCUGGGCGAGUGCGAGGUGUCGUGCGGCGCCUUCGUGGAGUUCGUCAAGAUGUGCGGGCGCCGCCUGUCGCAGCUCUCCAUCAUGGAGGAGGUGCUCAUCCCCGACCACAAGUACUCCCUGGACGAGAUCCACUGGGAGGUGUCCAAGCACCUGGGCCGGGUUUGGUUCCCGGACAUGAUGCCCACCUGGUAGAAGCGCCGGCGCCGCCACGACUCGAGCGGAGCCCAAAGUUACUACAAAAUGUUCGCCCUGGACAAACCUCUGCCGACGCGCUUUAUCCGACCGCAGAUUUUUCCGAGCAGAUCGGCGCACAUUUGCACUAGCGCUAAAACGGCCGACAAGCCGGGAACGUACGGGAUGAAUUUGCUGAAGACGGCCGCUGCGGACGAAAUCAAAAUGGAGAGAGAGGGAGAGAUGUCUAUACGUCUGUAGUCGUCACGUUAGCGUGUGCGGUGUCCAUUCGUGGUGGACUUUUUCACUCUCAUGCUCGUUCCCGUGACUUUGGUUUUUGUGCAGGCGGCUUAUCCCCCUCAGCGCCUUGUGUCAAUACCAAAUGAUCUUAGUCGGCGCAGCGGCCGUAAAUAAAUGUAUAGAAAUAUAUGACGUGGUCUCCGAGCUGCUUCGGGAGAUUGCUUGUAACCCGCCGAUAGUCGGCUUUUAGCUGCUCUAACCUGGCCGCGCUCUUUCGCGGUCGCUCAGGUGCAUCUGGUAAAGUUUCAUCUGUACGUUCUGCGUUUGACCCGUUCACGCCCCCAAACCUUCCCCGACGUCGCGGUGGAGUUAGAAAACGGCGCAAGUACAGCUUUAAGAAGGAAGACAAAAGCAUUUGUACAUACAACGCUGUGUGUUUGUUUGAUUGCCACGACGACGAAAUGUUUGUAUUUCUUCAAUUUCACCCUGUUCCUUCGCCGUCGACUGUACGGCAUUUCCACUGCACGGUAUUCGUCUUCCAGUUCAAAAAGGGGAAGAAAAAAAAAAACAUGGAAAUGCAUAUGCCGCACGGGCAUCUCAAAGUAUUGGAAUAUUGUGGAAAAUUCCGUUAAUUUCAGUCGUACAAUGGACAAAGUGCAACCUUCGAAUUGAACAACUGAAAUCAAUCUUUUGUCCAGUGGUCUGGACUCGUUGCUCUAGUUGAGUUGAACUUGUAAUAUCAGCAUGAGCUAAGCUAACGUUAGCAUAGGAGUUGAGUUCGGUGGUUUCCAGCAGUUACCCAAACAGUACGAGCUCGCACGAUUAAACGUCGGAACGCCAGCUAACCCCGAGUACUUUGACGAAAAGCAUCUACGCCGACGACUUGGUUACCGUGCAGUGGAAUUGGAAAUGAGUGGACGGAUCUUUGCCCUUCUGUCCAUUUUUUCACUCGACAAGAUGUAACUUAUUGACAUGAAUUUUGCGUUUUGGAGCGUAAAUGUGUUUUGUUACCCCACAAAUGCCAACGAGAACAUCCAUCCAUUUUCGGAGCCGCUUCGCCUCACGCGGGUGGCGGGCGUGCCGGAGCCUAUCCCAGCUAUCAUCGGGCGGGAGGCGGGGCACGCCCUGAACCGGUUGCCAGCCAAUCGCAGGGCACACAUAAACAAAGAACCAUUCACACCUACGGGCAAUUUAGAGUCGUCAAUGAACUUACCGUGCAGGUUUUUGGGAUGUGGGAGGAAACCGGAGUACCCGGGGAAAAGCCACGCAGGCACGGGGAGAACAUUCAAACUCCACACAGGCGGGGCCGGGGCUUGAACCCCGGUCCUCAGAACUGUGAGGCAGACGCUCUAACCGGUCGAUCACCGUGCCGCCCCUCGUUGAGCACCAUGCAGCAAUUCGGUGGGUCCUUGGUUUGUGGUGACGUAACCCAAUUUUGGAUGCAAGACCAAACACACUAUAAUCCAUUUUACUAACCUAUGCUAAAGCAGUAGUGAAGUCAUAAUUACAGCAAAUAUUUAGGAUUAUGAAAAAGAAUCAAACGAAGGAAACUGGGGCUGCCUUUGGACAUAUUCUUACGCCGCUGCGCAAACGAGUACAUUUGUUGGCAACCACGGAGCUACCGAAACUGAAGACCGUCUGUUCCUGCGACUUCAAGCUAUUUUUGGAAGAUUAUAUGAAUCUCCUUCACGAUCAGCAAUAAUUGACAAGAAGCAAGCACAGAAGAGGCUUAAUAUACAUAAUAAAGCUUUAUUAUUUUCUUAUUAAAAACAGUAAUGUACCAACCUUCAGGACAAUUGUAUAUGAUAAGUGGUAAAUGAAAGCCGUUCAUUGCUAUCAUGUCAUUUCGAUAAUUUAUAAGUGACAUGAAUGAUACGGGAGACGCAAACUCAAUAUGACAGUAAACGCACCACGAUGGUACAGUAACGAAUGACGUGUUAUGAUUGGACCGCAGCUCUCGUCUGCUGUUGUGUAGUGUUUUGUUUUGUUUUUUAAUGGAAUUUUAUUUGCUACAAAAAAAAAAGUUUGUUUUUCCAUGUUGACGGGUUGAUCCAGUAAGUUGCUUAGUUCGGAGCGUCAACUGUCCUUGAAACGCUUCGUCUGCUUUGCUGCUUUGAACACGACCUUUGGACAUGUGAUCGUCUGCUAAUAAACAUUUGUGAAUGGA
Molecule: messenger RNA, 3971 nt
Organism: Phyllopteryx taeniolatus (common seadragon)
Lineage: Eukaryota; Metazoa; Chordata; Actinopteri; Syngnathiformes; Syngnathidae
Gene: fbxl3a
Product: F-box and leucine-rich repeat protein 3a
Exons: 5
Coding region: 278-1585 (435 amino acids)
Biological process (GO): regulation of cell cycle; positive regulation of protein ubiquitination; G2/M transition of mitotic cell cycle
Cellular component (GO): cytosol; nucleus; SCF ubiquitin ligase complex
Molecular function (GO): protein binding
Source: RefSeq, a predicted model, not a curated record